UCUCCAUCUCCGCCUCGAUUCUCCAUCUCUGAUUCUCCAUCUCCUCCUCGAUUCUCCAUCUCCCCCUCGAUUCUCCAUCACUCUCCUUCAUCGCCGCUUCUCCCCGCUCCGAUUCAACUCCUGUUCUACAUCUCUUAGGUGAAUUAAGAUGGGACGUGCAAAGCAGACUAAACGUGGAAGGAGACAAUCAAAGAAGUCAAAAAAGGCAGAUGAUGACGAAGUUGAGUUCGUUUGUACUAUCCAAACACAUGAAGAAGAACAUGAAGAGGAACGUGGGCAGCGACAUGAACAUGAAGAGGAACAUGUGGAGGAACGAGAACCGGAAGAGGAACAUGAGGAGGAGCAACAACAGGAAGAGGAGCGUCAACCAGAGCAACAUAAUGGCGACGAGCCUGAAGGUGAGAUAGAACAUACUCAGGAGGCUGAAGGUGGAACCUCCCGUAGGAGAAAGCGUGGUCCAACAAUGAUGAGAGACCUAGCCAAAGAUCCAAAUACCAGAGUUCAUGUCGAUUUCACUUUUAUGGGAGAAGCUUAUGGUCCUGGUUCAGUCAAGCUAUCUUCAUAUUUGGGUCCGUUGGUAAGGGAGCACGUGCCUGUUACAGUUGAAAAUUGGAAAAAAAAUUACUGAAGAAGUGAAGACAGUGCUUUGGAAAUCAGUCCAGGCAAGGUUUGAACUUGAUGAGGACCACCAAAGGGUUGCAGUUCUUAAGCAUAUGGGAGCCUUGUGGAGAUCAUCCAAGUCACGUCUUGUUACCCAAAUCAAUGAAGCUGAAAAUAACCAACAAAGGAUGAAUCUCAGACCUAAGAAUGUUCAUCCAAUUGAGUGGCGCAAAUUUGUGAAGCUAAAAACAAGCCAAGAAUUCAAGGUUCUGAGUGAUAGCUACAAAGAGAGGAGAAGCAAACAGAUUCCUCACACUUGUAGUAGAAAGGGAAUGGUUAGACUAGCAGAAGAGAUGAAAAAUAGUUCUGAAGACAAAUCUGAAGUGUCGAGACUUAAAGUCUGGGUGAGGUCACGUAAAAGAAAAGAUGGAACUCCCAUCAACACAAAUGCUGCUGAGAAGAUUCAAAAGGCAGCUGAGAUUGUUAAGGGUGGUAGUCAGAGUGGAAAAAAUCUGGAUGAAGAUACGCUCAUCCAGGUCUUAGGACCUGAUAAUCCUGGUCGUAUGAGAGCAAUGGGGAGGAAUAUUAGUAAGACGAAAUUAGCUUGCUUCAAUGUCAACCAGAAGUCAAUUUCUGAAAUGCAACAGACACAAAUUCAUCUCAUGCAAAAGGUUAAUGAGCUACAGUCUGAACUUACGAAAGUAAAAAACCAGAGAGAUGACAAUGAAGUGGGGGAAAACUCGGCUGCAAGAGUAAGCAAUUUAUAUGAGAUCAAUGGAAUUUUUUUCUACUUUACACUACUCUUAUACUUUAACAACUAACAUUUAACGGAGUGUGAACAAGAUACCACAAAAGAAGUGUCUUCUCAUUGACUGGGCUGAUGAAGAUGGAAACGUUGCUGAGGGUCGUAUCAUUUCUUCUGACCUUGAAGACAUAGUGAAUGACAGUCGAUUAGGUCCUAAUGAUGUUAAAGUCUUGGUUGAUGAAGCUACUGAACCUGAAGCAUUCCUCUGGAGACCUGCGACUAACAUGUGCACAAUUAAGGAAGCUGUUGGUCAUAUUAUUGCAUGGCCGAAGAAAAAAUGCGUGGAACUAGGUCUGGGGCUUGAACAUGAAGACAUUGCACCACUGGUAAAUGUUUUUCAUUCUUGCAGUUACAUAGUUAAUAAGGUCAUGAUUUCGCCUAUGAUAACUUCUUUUUCCGAAUGUGUU
Molecule: messenger RNA, 1812 nt
Organism: Brassica napus (rape)
Lineage: Eukaryota; Viridiplantae; Streptophyta; Magnoliopsida; Brassicales; Brassicaceae
Exons: 7
Coding region: 714-1421 (235 amino acids)
Source: RefSeq, a predicted model, not a curated record